Lytechinus variegatus (green sea urchin) is the source of this 2304-nucleotide messenger RNA. RefSeq names its product dorsal root ganglia homeobox protein-like. Gene Ontology annotation, biological process: regulation of transcription by RNA polymerase II. Gene Ontology annotation, molecular function: DNA-binding transcription factor activity, RNA polymerase II-specific; RNA polymerase II transcription regulatory region sequence-specific DNA binding. The transcript is spliced from 5 exons. The record is from RefSeq and is a predicted model, not a curated record. NCBI's taxonomy places the organism in Eukaryota, Metazoa, Echinodermata, Echinoidea, Temnopleuroida, Toxopneustidae. The coding region runs from base 591 to 1697 and encodes 368 amino acids.
UAAGCCAGCAUCUGCUCAAUAUCGAAAAACAGGUAUAUAAGUUGAUGGACGUUUCGCGCGAGCACUCAAAUUGCGCGCCGUGCACGGAGCAUCGACUCGAUCCAUGUAAGACACCAGUUGCCCGGGUGUUGACGACAGUGCGCCGAAAUCGAGACGCUUCGCCAGCCUCUCUCCCCUGUUCGCCUACUUCUCUAUCGAACCCCCGAUGAUAUAUUAGUUUGCCGCACUCGACCAGGUGUCACAAUUUUGUAAUUAAGCCCAUGAACUCUGUUUGCGCCUCCUCUCUGUAAAUCAUAAUUCAUUCGGCGGGAUGAUACGAUUCGAUGAAUACAAAUCAAUUACUCAAUUUCUCGACAGUGUCCCGGCUCUCGUCACCCUCUUCAUCUGAUCAUAAAAACAAAAGCUUCUGACGACUUCUGCCCCUUCCUCUCAUCCUAACCUUUCCUCCUUCGCGAAAACCCUCAAUUCAUCCCCUCAUCUUCACCAAGACCUUCAUUGGGAGCGCAUCAUUUCUUCGCGACCUCUUCGCCGUUCCUCUGUUUCCGAUCUUGUUCCUCGCUUCCACGACGUCGGUGCGGCUUCGAUAGAGCAUGUCUCUCAAACUUGGAGUGCCGGUGGACUCCCCGCAUGGUCGGCUUUCUACCUGUAGUUCCCCACCAGAAACGAUGAAAUCUCACCUAGCUACUCCAACACCCCUGUCAGCUCGCUCAUCCUCCCAACGUCCGGCGUCUGCUCCUAUCAUCCAAUUCUUCCCGAGCGCUUCGGCCAAAUCACUCCCGAUCUCCAUGGUAAACCCUCACGUCAGUGGAGCUAUGCCUCACCCCCUGGUUGCACCAACCUGCUCGCAAUCCAGCGUUCACCCGAGUCUUAGCGAGGAGAUGCUGCUCGAUGAAUUGGCUUAUAAUCGUAGACGCCAGGUUUGUCGGCGAAAUCGGACUACAUUUACACCGCAGCAGCUCAGUGAACUCGAAACGCUUUUUGCCAAGACCCAUUACCCAGAUGUAUUCCUCCGCGAAGACCUUGCGAUGCGCAUCCAACUCACCGAGGCAAGGGUUCAGGUUUGGUUUCAGAAUCGCCGGGCAAAAUGGCGCAAGAUGGCACGGCAGCGUCUGGGAGUCGACCCUUGGCGUACCCGACAGAUCAACACCUACCCGAACCCCAUCGGAUUCCACGGCAAUGCCUGGCUCUCCGCGGCAGCCGCCGGGAACUUCGCUGCCGCAACGAGGGGAGUGAGGUCGGGUUCGGCUGCAGCAGCGGCCGCGGCAGCCACGGCGAUGGCCUCGCCGCCGAGCUUGACACCCGGGAUGCUAUACAACGAAGCGAUGGCGAGGCUGGCUCAGCGUUCACUGGCGGGAGGAGUAAUCACCGGAUCGGGCAUCAACGACCACCUUCACUUCCCUCAAGCCGCCAGCACCGCAGGAUGCAACUGUCUCUCGCACUCCGGUUCGACCACCACUUCGUGCACCUCCGGAAAACACUCCAAGCAUCACAUCCAUGCUCCCGACUCUCCCCGAAGCCCAUCCGAAUCCCCGAAACACGGCUCACCAGCCCACUGCCUGGAUGACGACGAAAAGCGAUGUUUCAGCUUGGCGUCGCUGCGCAUGCGUUCUGCCAAGGAGACCACCUCAGAUUUAGACAUGUCUGAGAAGUCGGCUGACUCCCCGCUAAGUCAAGAUGAAUUUGUCAGUGUGAAUUAGUUAUUCACUGAAACAGCCCAUUUCCAGUCGGAUAUUUCAGUCCUAAACAACUUAUGAACUAAUUCGUUAUAUAAUAAUCAUCGUAAUAAAAUGUCUCGUCCCCUGUACGUAAUUUUAGUUUGAAAUAGAAUUUCAAAUCUGGUGUAGACUUAUGCAGCAUGUUAGACCAAGGAGUUAAGUCGGCCACUGUUAUAUUAUUGUACUUAAAUCCGAGAUUUUGAUUUAUGUUCCUUAGCUUUCAAUUGACUUAAUACAAUACUUUAAAGAUUUAUUUCCGUUUCAAACAUAUGCAAAGUAAUACAAAUCAGAUGCAAAUAUAAGAAUUGGUGUUUUACAAAAAACCUACUUCAUCAACUUCAAAAGGAAGUUAUUCAAGUCAAUUUAAAUAGGGAGGUGCUUGGGGACAAAAAUAAUACGAAGCUUCGGCUCUCGGAAAUAGCAAUUUCAUUUUUUUAUAAUUACAAUAGGAAUCGUCCGGUAUUAAGAAAUAACUAAUAAUUAAUUAUCAUUAUUUUGAGAUCAAUAUCGCACCUUUGAAAUGCGUUGAUGGAUCAAUUAAUGAAGACAUAAUUUACAUAUUAGAUCUGACAACUGUCAUUCGCUCUGA